Messenger RNA from Medioppia subpectinata, 999 nucleotides. Lineage: Eukaryota; Metazoa; Arthropoda; Arachnida; Sarcoptiformes; Oppiidae. The record is from the annotation of a GenBank genome assembly.
AUGAAGAUAUUAUUACCUAAUGAUGUGGUAAAUUUAUUGGUCGUCGCGGCUUUAAUGGCCAUGGUUACUGCGGACAAAAUCUGCCCGGAUGCCACAUUAAUAAAAGCACCAUGCAAGUUUGUGGAGGUGGCUAACAUUAAAUGCGCGAUCGAGUGCGACAGCGGAGCACUCGAUUUAGUGGCCAUUUUUAAAAGCCUUCAAACAUCACUGAAAGCCGAGGAAAAAACAUUUGUACGGUUUGUAUUGAAAAACUCAAAAAUCACUGAACUUCCGGCCAAUGUGUUCGCCGACAUUAACUUCGAUGCUAUCAUUAUUGAAGAUGCCCUAAGUAUGAAAAAAAUUCACCAAGCAGCUUUUAAUGGUGGAGCGUACAGGGUCAAACGUUUAGACAUUAUUAACACACCCGUAAACGAGGAUACUAUCACGGGUGGUGACCUAUUCGCUGCCAUUCAAAGUCUACCCAAUCUAGCUAACUUGCGGCUAAUUAAAACUAAUUUGACCAUGAUAUCGGCGAAUGGUAUAAAAUCUAUGAACGAACUCAUGCAUAUUUACAUCGAGCAAAAUAAGGCGCUGAAAAUAAUUGGCCAUAAUGCGUUCGUGAAUUUACCUAAGCUAAAAACACUUGAAAUUAAGGACAACGCGAUCGAGAAGAUACUGUAUACAGCGUUUCCCAUCAAUACUGUCGCCUCUAAAGAUCCCCUGGAAAUCCGCUUAAUUGCCGAUCAUUUGUCAUACGAUGCACUCGUGGCCACUACUUUCGAUGCCAUCAAUAGACCCGUCAGUCUAUACGUUACGGACAAUGGCUUUCAAUAUAUAAAACAAGCGAUAUUUGAGUCGUUUGUCAAACAAAACCCAUUGAAUGUGAUUAUAUCGGACACUGACUGUGAGGACACUAAUAAUGAUUGGUUGAGAAAAACGUAUCCCAAACAGUGGAAUGACGUGAAUUGUUUUGGAUUAAUGAACGCCCAAGCUCGUUUGUCUAAAGGACUUAGACUUUGA